AUGUGGGCGACCUUCUACCUCACACAGCGGGACGGCGAGCCACUGAUCGCAGGCUACAAGCUAGACGGCGAGAACUUCGUUGCGGCGCCAGAAGAGAUGACAACACCUGGCCGAAUCGAGUCCAUCGCCACCAUUGCCAAAGAGCCAAUCAGCGACGUCAUCGCCAGAGGUAGCCGGGUAGCCAUCGCCGCCAUUGCGACUGAUCGCGAGCACUUUUUGGCAAAGUUCACUUCCGUGAGUUGUCGCAUACCACCGCAUUCCUCUUUUGUGUGCGUGCUUACCUGUGAGCUCAAAAACAUCGAGCUGAAGUUUCUGCCGGCCAACACGACAGCAAAGCUGCAACUGCUCAACCAGGGCAUCAUCAAGUGCUUCAAGGUGGGCUACAGGAGGCGACUCCUUGAUAGGCUACUGGUCAACCUCUGCAUGGGCACCGAGCUGAAGGUUUACCUGCUUGAGCAAAACUACAGCCAAAUCGACAAAGAGGCAUUGGCCUUCGUCUUUGGUGUUGAAAAGCUCCACCAGUACCCGCGGCACAGCAGCGUGGAGGUCUGGAGCUCCAUUCGGCUCAUCUCGGAGGGCUACCCAGGUGACUCGCCUGAUGGCCUGCACACGGGGCCGCUGGCUGUGAACUACGCUAUCCAGAUCUUGACCAACAUGUACUGCAACGACCACAUGAAUUACAACGAUGGCACCUGCUGCAGCAGCCCGGAGCCAGUGACCUGGCUGCAGACCAUCACCUUUACAUGUUUCUCAAUAGUUCUGCUACUGAGCCUGGCCCUGGGGGUGCGGCAGCGACUGUGGCCCACAAGUGAGUCGCCAUUGCAGGGUGUGCUGCAGCAGCUGUCGCGGCUAGGCCUCAUCAUGGCCUACUUCUUUGUGUGUGACCGGACUAACUUCUUCAUGCGGGAGAACAAGUACUACACGCACCUCAACUUUUUCCUGCCUGUGGCAUAUGUGUUUGCUCUGGGACUGUUCUUCACCGAGGAGACGCAACAGACACAAGUGCUGCACCGGGACCAGACGGACGAGUGGAAGGGUUGGAUGCAGCUGGUGUUGCUGGUGUACCACAUGACCGGCGCCAGCCAGGUGCUGCCCGUGUAUGUGCAUGUGCGGGCACUCGUGUCGGCCUACCUCUUUCUGGCGGGCUAUGGCCACUUCUCGUACUUCUGGCACCAGGCGGACUUUGGGCUGCUGCGGCUGGCGCGGGUGCUCUUCCGCACCAACCUCCUGGUGGUGCUGUUGUGCCUGUGCAUGAAUCGACCGUACCAGUUCUACUACUUUGUACCUCUCGUCUCAUUCUGGUUCCUUGUGGUGGCGGCCACCCUGGGCAGUCUGCCGCGCAUCUCGGCUGCCUCGGCCGAGGCCAAUCCACUGCACCACCUCUACGUCGUGCUCAAGUUUGUUGGCCUCUUCUCAGUCCUCACCGUGCUGUACAUGUCAGAGGUGAGAGCUUCAAUGGACAAGCCACUAUCAUACCCAUAUGCAGUUGCCAAUUCUCACACACUUGAAAAGGACAUCUAUGUAGUUUGUUCUUUUGCUGUACUUGACACGACUAUACUGUGCCAGUUGUGGAUUGAAUGAAUGGGUGUGGAAAUGAUCAUAGCAUGCGCAUUUUGCACUUCCACCAGCAGAUGCAUGGGAGUGACUGGUAGAUGUAUGCAUAGCACAGUUGGUUUCCAACCUUCGGUUUCAUUUCACGUGCAUGGUGCCAACUGUGUGGGCAAGUACUAGUGCCCAGUUUUCAUAGUUUCACGUCUCUCGCUCAUUCUGGGUAACUGGUUGCACCCAUAAUCUCUGGCUUGUAAAGCUGUGCAUACAUUGAGGGGUGCGCUUAAUAAGCCCUUGAAAGCAUAGCGUUACGUCCAGCCAUGCAGUGUCUGCAUUUGCUUGCGAUGAAUGCUCUCUGAAAGCCUCAUUUUCCGUUCACUUUUUUGUGGUGUGUCGCCAAAGGUUUGGGCUUGUGAUUGUUAGAACCCAGGUUCUUUUCUUGCAUUGGGUAAAAGUUUUUCUUUCUUUUUGCUUUAUUAGGGUCCUUUGGGAAUAUUAAAAUUUUGCAUCAUUUCACGUGCCAAAAGAGCCGUAGUUGUGUUUUAAAAUGCACCAGUGAACGAUGCAUAAAUAGGUGUGGGAGCACAUGUCGCUGAUGACCCUGGCAUUGGCAGCAGUGACGCUGCAGUAAAACAGAGAGAG
This is a messenger RNA of Rhipicephalus sanguineus (brown dog tick), 2190 nucleotides long. RefSeq names its product N-acetylneuraminate 9-O-acetyltransferase. Bases 1 to 1581 code for a protein of 526 amino acids. Lineage: Eukaryota; Metazoa; Arthropoda; Arachnida; Ixodida; Ixodidae. Gene Ontology annotation, molecular function: nucleic acid binding. The record is from RefSeq and is a predicted model, not a curated record. The transcript has 6 exons.